This is a messenger RNA of Fukomys damarensis (Damara mole-rat), 2230 nucleotides long. It is a transcript of the gene Ca14, whose product is annotated as carbonic anhydrase 14. The record is from RefSeq and is a predicted model, not a curated record. The transcript is spliced from 9 exons. Gene Ontology annotation, cellular component: plasma membrane. Gene Ontology annotation, molecular function: zinc ion binding; carbonate dehydratase activity. The coding region runs from base 238 to 1512 and encodes 424 amino acids. Lineage: Eukaryota; Metazoa; Chordata; Mammalia; Rodentia; Bathyergidae.
AAAGAGAGGGGACAGAGGGAGAGAGAGGGAGAGGGAGAGAGACGAGAGAUUUAUCCUGGGUCCCAGGAACCCACGGUACCCAAUUGAAAAUCACAUUCUGCAGGGACAGAGGUAGGAGGAGGAAAAGAGAUUAACACACCUACGGCCAGGAACCUCUCCCUCUCUCCUCACUCCCUCUCCCUGCCCUAGUUCUCUGGUCCCCAAACUCGGGUCCCCGUGUCCCUCAGAGGAGAUACCAUGUUGUUCUUCGCCCUCCUGCUAGAGGUGACUGGGAUCCUGGCUGCCGAUGGGGGUCACCACUGGACCUACGAAGGCCCACACGGUCAGGACCACUGGCCAGACUCUUACCCCGAGUGUGGAAGCAGCGCCCAGUCCCCCAUUGACAUCCAGACGGACUGUGUGACGUUCGACCCUGAGCUGCCUGCUCUGCGGCUGCAUGGAUAUGAGCAGCCUGGCGUGGAGCCUUUGGACCUGCAUAAUAACGGCCACACAGUGCAGCUCUCUCUGCCCCCCACCCUGGAGCUGGGCGGACUGCCCCGGAAAUAUGUAGCUGCCCAGCUCCACCUGCACUGGGGGCAGAAAGGAUCCCCAGGGGGGUCAGAGCACCAGAUCAACAGCGAAGCCACAGCUGCAGAGGUACCGGGGCACAAAGAGCUCAGACCAGGACACAAAGACAACACAGGGGUGGCUGGAGCCGGGCAAAGGAAGAGUCGGACACUGCUAAGUCACCCUGGGGUGAUAAGACCCAGCUUUGGGAGACAGUUACAGCGUGCUGGGGUCACGAUGGUGCUUGGGUCAAGGCCUUGGUGGGGCGAGGAAACAUUAAAUGCCUCCACUCCCCCUGCUUUCCCUCAGCUCCACAUCGUUCAUUAUGACUCGGAUUCCUAUAGCAGCCUGAACGAGGCCGCCCACAGGCCGCUGGGCCUGGCUGUCCUGGGCGUUCUAAUCGAGGUCAGUGACCUCCAGUCCUUCCCAGCUCGCUCCACUUCCUCUGCAUUACCUGGGCCUAUUUCGUGGCCGGCAUCCUCCCAAGAUGGCUGGGCUGCAGCAACCCAUCCUGUCCAUGAAUAUCUUACUCCUUUCAUCCUCUCCAGAUCAGACAACCUCCGUGCCUCCCUUCAGUGUGAGAGAGCUGCUCCCCCCACAGCUGGAGCAGUUCUUCCGCUACAACGGCUCGCUCACCACGCCCCCCUGCUACCAGAGCGUGCUCUGGACAGUCUUCAACCGCAGGGCCCAGAUUUCAGUGGGCCAGAAGAGGAGCCCUCGGAGGCCCUGGUGCAGAACUACCGAGCCCCCCAGCCUCUCAAUCAGCGGACUGUCGUUGCUUCUUUUGCCCAAGUGGGGCCCCUGUACACCACAGGUGAAAUGCUGAGUCUAGGUGUGGGAAUCCUGCUCGGCUGUCUCUGCCUUCUGCUGGCUGUUUAUUUCAUCGCUAGGAAGAUUCGGAAGAAGAGACUAGGAAACCGGAAGAGCGUGGUCUUCACCUCAGCUGGAGCCACCAGAGAGGCCUAAACUCCCUCUCAGACACGGAUGCCUUCCCUUCACGCCACAGGAGCGACGCUGGUGGUCACACCUGUCAGGGAGCCUCCCAAGUGGGGUGCAGAGGCUGGUCAGAAAAUACGGCUAGGAGUAGUAGGCAGACUGCCCUCUCUCUCUGUGGACAGCCCCACAGAGAGGUAAGGUUCCCCGGUUCUUCUUCGAGGAAGAACAGCAGAGCCUUCAGUGUCUGAAAACAUAGGAGCUCAGGGAUCUGUGUGUAUGAAUACAGAGGGCAAACUAUUUUUGCUGAGCUGUAGAAGCCGGAAAUAUCCAAAGUUUCCCAACUCUUCACCUUACACCCCUUCCCCUAAAUACGUUGCAGGAUCUCCCGUUAGGAAAAGGGCUGCUGCUGGGAUGAUAUUUUUUUGCUCAAUAUAUUUGGAAAUUAAAGUUUCUGACCUUCUCUCUGGGCUAUCCUUCGAGGGUACAAGAGUUCCUUAAUCCCUCGGGUGCCAGAGAUGGGCAAAGGGGAGGGGAAAAGCAGCACAGUGAUUAACUCCUUUUAUCCCACCGCUGACAGGGGAGACCCACUUCUGGGAAAAACCUUAGUUUAAAGUGUCUGACACUUAAACCACCAACCCAGACUUCUGGCCUGGCACCACAGCUAUGCUUGGAGAUCAGUGGUUGCCAGGUUAGGAAGGAAUCAGAAUAAGAGAUAUGGGAGAGCAGGAAUCUCAAUUAAUAUGUUAUC